UACAGUCAAUAUUGUUUUGCGUUGCCCUAGUAUUUGAGUAAAAAUAUUAUGGAUUUUUUAAAUAUUUCCGCUCAUUAUCUGCAAAAACUCGCUCAUUUAAUGAAAAUUUAAGGCUUAUUAUUUAGUAAUCCAUCAUCAGAAUCAUGGAGGAAGCUACGUUCAGUGAGAAAGUGGAAUCAUAUUUUUCCGAACUAGGGCGAUGGAAGGUGUGGCGAAGUAUAUUGUUGGGACAAGUUCUUUCGUUGCUGCUGAGUGCAAAAUGUAUCUUGACUACUUUGGUACAAAGCGCUACAUGGCAGUUUCCAACUUCUGCCCAGCUGGUUGUAUCGUAUAGCAUGCUAUUCGUGCUAUUUACCCCUGGCAUGUUCUGUAAUGGACUUCGGACUAUGAACAAAACGUGGUGGAUAAUCCUGAUCGCGUGCGUCAUGGACGUGGAGGCGAGCCUGCUGCUGGUGACCUCACAGCGGUACACGUCAGUGCUGAGCUGACAGCUGCUAGCCUGCAGCGGCGUGGGCGCGGCGCUGGCGGGAGGCGCGUGGGGCGGGCGGCGGCUGGGGCCGGCGCACGUCGCCGGCGCCACGCUCGGGCUCAUGGCCGUCGUGUGCGUCGUCUGGGCCGACGUCGAAGGCGCUCCCACUGAUGGCAAGAACCAACUAGUUGGCGACAUGCUUUGUCUUGGAGGUUCCCUGAUGUAUGCUGUGGUGACAGUUCUCCAAGAAAUGUUGCUCAAAACCAUUUCCGGCUCAGACUAUCUUGGAUCUCUUGGUCUCAUCGGAAGCUUCGUAUCAUACUUCCAAACAUUCCUCCUAGAAUUCCAUGAGCUUCAGGACUUCAACUGGUUUGAAAUUGAGACGAUAACUCAGCUUUGCAGCUACUGGACAAUACAGACUAUAUUCCAAAUACUCCAAUGUUUUAUGCUUCGAGACGCUGGAUCGAUAAUACUGCAUUUGUCGUUUUUAUCAUCUGAUUAUUACACUCUCAUCGCUGGGAUGUACAUUUUUCAGUUUAAGUUCCACGCGCUGUACUUCCUGUCGUACUUCCUGGCGCUGGUGGGCGUGUUCCUGUUCAGCGCGCGGCCGAGCGCCGCGCGCGCGCUGCCGCAGCUCGUCAGCGACGCCGCGCAGUCGCACGACAACGUCUCCAUGGAAUACACAGUCCCAACACUGGACUGCAUACCAAUAGAAGGCCUGGAGCCCCCGAUGAGUCGGGACACAACCUUCACGUCCUUCCUCGGAGGCCCUCAGAGUUUACCCAAUGGCAUCCUGUACCACAACGGAACACAGAACACUAAGGAUCCGUGUUAACUUGUAUAUUACCUCUACUGUUAUAUUCUCUCUCUCAUCUCCACAUGUUCGCGGUUGCAUUUAAGGCUGUGACGCCGCGAGGUCGGCAGUCUAAGAAAUAACCUUAAAAUCUUGAAGGUUCCGUUGUGAUUUUACAUCCGGCCGCCUGCUUGACUUCAACCCUCCUUGGGAAUGCUAUUGUUGCCUAUCAAUAGCCUUCUGCCUAGGCUAUGUGUUCCUUAGUCGCUCGUACGUACGACAUGCAUGGGAGGAUAUGGAAUGGGUCUAUUCUAAGGCGAAACACACGCCAUAAAACGUCGUCUAAAAUCAUCAAUAUAUAUGUACAAAACUCCUCUAAAUCAUAUAUCAUAAAAUAAAAAAUACCGUAUGCAUUUUUGUCCAGUUUUCACCAAUAAAUUCCUGAGGAAGGGUUAGGUGUAUGAUGUAUUAUGCUUUUACUUAAGCCGGGACGAUCCGCUUGCUAAGUACGAAAUAAUUGGUGUACCUUUAGACAUCGUUUUGAAGCAUGCAGAUGGAAAGAUGAAUGAAGAGAUGUGUUAAUUAGUAGAAGCGGUAUUAUAUUGGGACUAUCAGAAUGAUAUAAAACAAAAUGAUAGAUUCGAGACAAAUCUAGAAAUCCGGGAGCGGAGCGAAUUCCGGGGUAAAUCUAGUACUUGAUAUAGACUUAACAUAAGACUUAUUAGAAUACUCGGCCGAGGCAAUAUGUGUUUACUGUUGAAACGUCGAAGCGAUUUCAGUUUUUUUAAUGUAAAAAAAAAUUGUUUAUUACCAAACAAUAAGGCUAUUUAGGUAAUAAGAUAAAUUAGGUUUUCUUUUUAAAUCGAGAUUCUAUUUAAAAUAUAAAAGAAUAAAUGUUUAAUAGGUACAUUCAUAGCAGAAGCUGUAAAAUUUAUUCGACCAAACUUAACCUACCGUUACAGAAAAUAUAUACUACAAAUAAUUGUUCAAAUUAUCCGUUGCUUACGUCGUUUAGUAAAUAAUAAUUCGAAGGAAAUUUCCUAAUAAAAGUUGUCGAUCCGAUAGUAGUAAAAAAUGGAUCUAACUCUAAAAAGUAGAGAUGUUAUAAGCCUCGACAUAGUUUGCGACAUAAAUAUAAAGAUAACUAUUAGUAUAUAAACACCUAUCACGAUUGUUAGUUUUUCCCACCUUGCACCCUAUUCAAUGUAUAUUUAUUCUAUUUUAAAGAUAUCAUUUAAUAUUCAUAUUUUAAAAUAUUAAAUAGACCAUAUUUGUGUAUUCCCAAAUAAACACUUAACUAUAAUUAAAAAUAUAUAAAAUUUAAUGUCAAUGAAAUAUAUGAACUGGAACAGAACCGUUAAACUGAAUCUUCACAUAAUCGACAUUCGUCCUAAUUUAAUUCAGAUUUUUUUAAAUCGUGAAAACAAUAUGAACAGACCUACAACUAACAUUAUUUUCGAAAAACUUUUAUUUCGACUUCCAGCAAAUAUUUCUUAUAAAAUAUUAGUUGCUUUUAAACUGACACAAAUUUCAAUUUUAGGUUAUCAACCACUGCCUCAAAAGGGGAUGCUAUUUUUUAUCACCUUUUAACAGUUUCCCGUACGCGUACGUUGCGAGUCUUGUAUUUGUAUCGUGAGAAGAUCCACGUUGCUCUCUGUUUCGAAGCGCAAACACAACAUUUUGCCCUUUCUUCUCCGGGAUACUGUCGUAUAUACACGACGUUUCUUCAUUUCUCCUCAUUUGGGUAGCUUGACGAAUUGUGUCUGAUCCCGCGAAAAUAUCUAUCUUAUUGGCUUUAAAAAUAUUUUUUGUUGACAAACACGUCCAACGCAGUGUGGAGUGAAUCGUGUCUGUAUGACUGUGCUCGCUACUCGUAAUAUGUGUAAUGUGAUGUGGCUGUCUUCCCGGGUGGAUGCCAAACUACCAAUUUCUUCCUUUUUUUGUUACAUUUUUUUUUUCUUAUGCAAUUUAUUAUAAUAUAUUUAUACAUACUUUAAUGUUUAGAUUUUUCCGAAGUUGAUUGAUUUUAAAUGGAAAACAAUUAGAAGAUAUGAAUUAGAUCGAGAAGAAACCCACCGAAUUUAGAGAUUACGUCAUUGUCCCAGUAUCCCAUAUUUUCUUUUUUUCUUAUGGAAUUGACUAAAUACAUUAAUAUCUUAUUUUUUGCGCAAUUGAUCGAUUUUAAAUGAGGAACAAUUAGAAGUUAUGAAUUAUACCGGGAAGAAACCCACCCACCAGAAUUGGGGGGGAUUACGUCAUUAUACCAGUAUGUUAUAUUGGGAAUGAAUAAUUGUUGUGUACUUUGUUAGUAUAUUUAAGUCAUUUAGAACUCAUUGAUAUUUUGACGAAUGAUGUUGUGGUCUAUAAUAUAACUGAUGCAUCAUAAAAUCAAAAUCAGUUCUUUUAUUUGCGGUUAAGUAUUUAUUGUUUGGGUUUAUAAUUCCUUGGCAGUAUUAUGUGAAGACUAGUUGAUACGGUCCUGUUCUACUGUUUUCCUCUGUGUUUGCAUGACCACUCUAAUAACACAAAUAAUAUUAAUCCUACACAUAAAAUUGUAGCGCACAAUUCUAAAUGGUCCUUACAAAUCAAUUUAAAUAACAUUUUAAUCGUUAGUAACAAAAUACCAUUUAUCUAACGAAUACUGCCACAUAGUCGAAUUUUUACUCAAUUUUAUAAACCAAUAAUAUUUUAGCGAUUUGUAUAAAAAAAAAUAACAUAGUUACUAUGAGAGGUAUGUAUUGGAAUUGUAUAAGAUUAAAUCUAGAACAAUUGUAGCAUCGUAUUAAGCGAUUCUCGAUGUGUUUUGGUCAGAGGAAUUAUUUUAUGUAUUUACACUUGCACUGCAUAUUUUAGAGCAAUGUUCUAUAAAUAAUUUCAUAAAAAAACGGGCGUACAAACAAUUAACACCAAAAUGGUAACUCAGGGUUUACUAAUUUAUUACUCAAUUCUUUGAAUCUCUCAAAUACUCAAAAGCAUUUUACGCAAUGAAUUUUAAGUGUAAUGCUGCCACUGUCUAUUCUAAAAAGUGUUCAUCACACAUAGAAAGAGACAGAAUCGGACAUAAGGAAUUCAUAUAGGUAACUAAAAAGCUAUUUUGUAUUUGUUGAAAAGGUAACAAUUACAAAAUAUACUUACAUUAAAAUUUUUAUAAACAUAACUUAUUUCACCUAAAGUUGCACUUAAUUUAUAAACAUAAAUAUUCCUCUGAUCAAAAUUAAUUUACUUCGCAAAACUAGACAUUAGCUGUGAUUUAUUUUUACUGCAUUUUUAAAUCAAUGAUAGUUUAUUAAAAGAUUUAAUUGAUAUUGCUUCAAGAUCUCAAAGUUGAUAUUUUAUUCUAGCUUAAAUUGUUGAUACCUAAGUUAUAUUGGAUAUGGCGCUCAAUUAUUAUUAAAUAAGGUUAAAUGCAUUUAAUAGUCCAAUUAGAACGUUAUAGUUGUUUAAUAUUCAGUUUGAUUUUUUUCAUGCAUUCUAUAAAAUGUUUGUGGAGAAAGCAUUUUGAACGAGUAAAUGCUAUGCCUUUCUCCACAUACUAAGGUACUUAUUUUUUAAGUUUUCUGCAAAACAAUUGAACGGUUGUGUUAACUUCAUAUUGAUAAAAUCUAUAUCUAAAUAAUAUAGGAUAGAAUUGUUGCUAAAAAUCAUAAUUUCUGUCACCUAUUUAGGUUUAUUUUAACCCUAAAAAAAUAAACCCCUAGUACUUUAUAUUUAUAUUAAUCCAGUAAACUGGGUUUGUACUUGUUUGUAUCUCAUACGACUGUCUUCGAAAAUAGUGUAAUAAUUAUGUAUUUUAAAAUUGGUAAAUAUACAACAUUUUCAACAACAAUAA
Plodia interpunctella (Indianmeal moth) is the source of this 5091-nucleotide messenger RNA. RefSeq names its product solute carrier family 35 member F1-like. Gene Ontology annotation, biological process: transmembrane transport. The transcript has 6 exons. Gene Ontology annotation, cellular component: membrane. The coding region runs from base 591 to 1304 and encodes 237 amino acids. The record is from RefSeq and is a predicted model, not a curated record. Gene Ontology annotation, molecular function: transmembrane transporter activity. NCBI's taxonomy places the organism in Eukaryota, Metazoa, Arthropoda, Insecta, Lepidoptera, Pyralidae.